GUCGACCGCUGCUGUUACCACAGUGAUAGUGUAGAAACAGAGUUGUAACCCCGCCCCUUUUACCAUAUAUGGAAGAGCAACACCCUCUGGGCGAGCUGUGAUUGGUCGGCGUGUGUUCUCGCCAAUGUUUGUAAAUUGUAGUCUGGACACACCGCUGUGUUGAUCUCAGCGCGCAAAUGUAUUUUCUAAUGUUGAUAAACCGCCACUGUUUGGAUUUUAUUUGAAAUUUACUGGUCUUAGAAAACAGCGGGAUAUAAACUCUCAGCGACGUUGUGGACAUCGAGGAACCGAACAAGCGUUACUGCCAUCACGACCAGCCCGUGGUUGACUGUUGUUGUUGUUGUACAUCUACCGAACAGGCAGAGAGAGAGAGAGACUAUAAUGGUCCUUAGUCAGAUGGAUGCCGGUAAAGCUUUGACGGCGGCAGCAGCCAAAGGGAACACAAGCGAGGUGCAGAGGAUCCUGGAGGAAUGCAGAUUGCAUCCGGAUACUCUCAAUGAAUUUGGCCGGACUGCGCUGCAGGUGAUGAUGAUGGGAAACUCCAAGGUUGCAAGCUUGCUGUUGGAAAAAGGAGCAGACCCCAACAUGCAGGACAAACAUGGGAUAGCGCCUGUGCACGAUGCAGCCCGGACAGGAUUCCUGGACACUGUGCAGGUUCUGGUGGAGUACGGCGCUUCGGUAAACAUCCCGGAUCAGAGCGGCGCCCUGCCUAUCCACAUUGCCAUCCGGGAAGGCCACCGAGAUGUUGUGGAGUUCUUGGCACCGCGGUCCGACCUGAAGCACGCCAACGUCAGCGGUCAGACGGCCAUAGACGUGGCCCGAGCUUCAUGUGUGCCCGAUAUGAUUGACUUGCUUUUCGCUCACAUUCAUAGUUAGUCAGAAGUCUGGGUGCUGGGUGCCUUCUGGGGGACCCUAACCUAACCCUUAUUUUUGCUUCAAACCUGGUGACUUGAAUUCAUUGCUGUGUAAAGGAUUAUUUUUUGUUAAUAGUGGCUCAGCAUUAAUAUGUGUCACAGGCAGCUUCUUUUCAGUGGAUGGGUGACUAUAUACAGUAGACACCUCUUUUGCACAGUGCAAUUUAGGCACCUUAUAUAUCUGUUUUCCCUAUUAAUUGGGAGUGCACAUUUGUAGAUAGUUUCCCCAGUGUUUUGUAAUUAUUGCAUUAUUUGUAAGAAUUGUAACAGUUGUGUAUGUUUUUAAAAAAGAAAAUUACAAAACUUGACAUGGUGCACCCUGAUUGCUUUUCAUAGUUUUGUUUCUCUUAAUUAGACGUACUUAGACUUUGAAUUUACUCUUAUUUAUUGUUGGAAUAGGACUGAAUAUUCCCGUGACUUUGUAAAUAGCAACAUUUAUUGUGAUUUGUUGAAAUGUUAUUUAUAUAAAUACUUUUAAAACAAAAGUGAUAUCAUUCACUUUAAUAUUUGAAGAAGAAAGCACAAAAUAAAGUGUUAAACUUGAA
This is a messenger RNA of Dicentrarchus labrax (European seabass), 1459 nucleotides long. It is a transcript of the gene cdkn2d, whose product is annotated as cyclin-dependent kinase inhibitor 2D (p19, inhibits CDK4). Bases 382 to 876 code for a protein of 164 amino acids. Gene Ontology annotation, cellular component: nucleus. Gene Ontology annotation, biological process: regulation of cyclin-dependent protein serine/threonine kinase activity; negative regulation of cell population proliferation. Lineage: Eukaryota; Metazoa; Chordata; Actinopteri; Moronidae. The transcript has 3 exons. The record is from RefSeq and is a predicted model, not a curated record. Gene Ontology annotation, molecular function: protein kinase binding; cyclin-dependent protein serine/threonine kinase inhibitor activity.